This is a messenger RNA of Monoraphidium neglectum, 1785 nucleotides long. Its product is annotated as Hypoxia-inducible factor 1-alpha inhibitor. Gene Ontology annotation, molecular function: 2-oxoglutarate-dependent dioxygenase activity. The record is from RefSeq and is a predicted model, not a curated record. The coding region runs from base 1 to 1785 and encodes 594 amino acids. NCBI's taxonomy places the organism in Eukaryota, Viridiplantae, Chlorophyta, Chlorophyceae, Sphaeropleales, Selenastraceae. The transcript is spliced from 8 exons.
AUGAGGCAAGAAUACAAAUGGGGUCACUUCCUCGCGGGCGUCUCCGACGUCGACACGUUCGCACUGGUGCUGGAAAGCAGCGGCAGCAGCGACAGCAGCAGCAGCAGCAGCAGCAGCAGCAGCAGCAGCAGCAGCAGCAGCAGCAGCAGCAGCAGCAGCAGCAGCAGCAGCAGCAGCAGCAGCAGCAGCAGCAGCAGCAGCAGCAGCACCGGGGAGGCUCGCGAUGGCGACAGACGCGCGCCCCCGAGUGCGGCGCCGCGGGCAGCAAAGGCGGCGGUGCUCGCUGCGCUCGGCCCCGCUCUCGCACAGCACCAGGCCCUGCUGGGCUUUGUCAAGUGCGAGAUCAAGAUUGUCCCUGUGCCUGCCGCCUCCGCCGCCGGCCGCGCCCUGCGGCGCGCGAUCGCCCGCGGCGGCGGCGCCGCGGCGCCCUCGCUGCUUUUUGCGGGCGCCUAUGGCCCCUUGUCCGGCGGUGAAGCAGCCCACCGACACAGGAGGAGCGGCGACAGCGGCAGCGGCGGUGGCAGCAGCAGCAGCAGCGGCAGCGAUGGCGGCGGCGGCGGUGGCGGCGGCGGGGGCGCUGCAGGAUGGCGGCUGCGCCCGCACGUCGCGCACCGCAUCCCCAUGGCAUUCGAGCUUGCGAGCCAGUCUGUGGCGCUGUGGGGCCUCGACCUGCCGGCCCUCAUGCCCGACACGGCCGCGCUGCCCGCGGCGCGGCUGCCGCCGUCGCUGGCGGACGAUGUGGAGGCGGCGAGGGGCGCGGCGGCGGCGCCGGGCGCGGGGCCGGCCGAGCAAGGCCGCGCGGCACGCUGGGCGCUCAAGCGCUGCAUCAGGGCCGCCUUUGAGGUCGCGCAGCCCCGCGCCGGCGUCGACACCCGGGACCUCUUCUGGUGUGUGGAGCACGCCGCGGCGGCGCUUCCCAAGCUGGCGCCGCUCCUGCAAGAGGCGCUGCGGCUGUACGUGCUGCUGGCUGACUCAGACUCUGAUCAGGAGCCAAUCAGCGGCAGCGGCAGCAGCGGCCGAGCCGCCAUCAUGCGCUGCCUGCUGGCAGGCAGCAGCAGCAGCAUCCGCAGCGGCAGCGGCAGCGGCAGCGACAGCGGCGGCGGUGGGGAGGGCGCCGCUUGGCGGGACUGCGGCUGGUCGGCGCCGGGGGCGCCUGGGCCUUGGUACGAGGCGCAGCAGGCAGCAGCGGGCACACAGGGCGGCGGCUGGGCCGCCGCGGUGCGGGGGCUGCCAUCAGAGCAUCCCGUUAUCCUCAAGGGCGCCGCGGCCGCCUGGCCGGCGGCGCGGGACUGGACGCCCGAAUGGCUGUGCGCGCGGCCGGGGUUUGGGGGCAAGGUGCGGGUGGCGCCUUCCCUGCAGUUUCCGUUUGUGGAGCCGGUGCUGGCGGACCUCCUCACCCAGGCCAAAGGCCCCGCGGCGGCGCCGAGCGCACAGGCGCCGCGUGCCUGGAUCGGCCCCGCCGGCGCGGUGUCGCCGCUGCACUUCGAUUCGUCCCACUCCUUCCUGGUGCAGCUGCGCGGCGCCAAGCGCAUGCUGUUCCUGGACCCUGACCAGCUGCCGUGCAGCUACCCGUACCCGGACACCCACCUUCUGCGGCGGCGUGCGAGCGUCAACCCGGCAGACCCUGACUACACCCGCUUCCCCCUGGCCCGCCGCCUGCGCUUCAUGGAGGCCCUGCUGUCACCCGGUGACGCCGUGUUCUUCCCGGCGCACUGGCUGCACCACACGGAGUCACUUGACGAGUCCGUGUCGGUGACGUGCCGGUUGGUGGCCGGCGCGGGGUGA